UCUCUAACUAAUCCUUUCGUGUUUCAUUUCGUUUCUUUGUGGUGUUUUGUAUUUUUACAAAUAAAUUGUAAUUGUACAUUUUGUGUUACUUUAUAAGGUUGUUUAUUUUAUAAGAGAAGAGAAAAUGGCAGAUUUUCUAGAGUCCGAGGCAGAGGAAAGCGACGUUGAUUCUGAGGAAGACGAGGGACCAACAGAACGUAAAAAGCCAAAGCGUAAAGCAGCGGUUCAAAGCGACGAUGAGGAUGAAGAGGAAGAAGACGACGAAGAACGCCUCCGGGAGGAGUUAAAGGAUUUGAUAGAUGAUGCCCCAAUAGAAGACUCUGGAAGCGAUGGAGAGGACUCAGAUGCUAGUGCAGGACCUAAAAAAAGAAAGAAAAGUGACGAUGAAUUAGAUGAUAGACUGGAAGAUGAAGAUUAUGAUCUCAUAGAAGAAAAUUUAGGUGUUAAAGUAGCAAGGAACAAAUUCAAGCGUCUCCGACGUCUGGAGGAUGAUGACAGUGACAAUGAAGGUGCCGAUGACCCCGAGUUGGAGAGAGAGGUCAUUGCUGAAAAGUUGUUUGUUGGCGGAUCAGAUGAUGAAGAUGAAAAUCGUUCAGAGCCUGCGCCAGCCAGGGGAGAUGUGGAAUAUGAUGAUGAGAAUGAAGACAUGGAGUCGGAUGCUGAUGAUUUCAUUGUUGAUGAUGAUGGGCGGCCCAUAGCAGAGCGUAAGAAGAAACGAAAGCCUAUAUUCACAGAUGCAUCUCUACAAGAGGGUCAAGACAUUUUUGGCGUAGACUUUGAUUACGAUGAAUUUGAGAAGUACGGCGAGGAGGACUAUGAGGAUGAAGACGAUGAAGAUCUUGACGAGUACAUUGAGGAAGAAGAUGAAGAAGGCGAUAGAAGGCGAGCUAAGAAGGGUAAAGCAAAGAGGCCUAGCAAGAAGUCUAUAUUCGAAAUUUAUGAGCCAAGUGAGCUCAAGAGGAGCCACUUUACUGACUUGGACAAUGAGAUCCGUAAAACGGACGUGCCCGAGAGGAUGCAAAUCCGCGAAGUUCCCAUCACGCCGGUGGAAGAGGGCAGCACUGAGCUGGCGGACGAGGCCGAGUGGAUCUACAAGCAGGCGUUCCUCAAGCCACCGGUGUCCAAAGCUGACUCGCAGGAAGCCAGGGAGAGGUCCCGCAGAGGUUCGAGCACAAUAACUAAGAUUCGCCAAGCGUUGGACUUCAUGAGGAACCAGACUUUGGAAGUCCCGUUCAUAGCAUUCUACCGCAAGGAGUACGUUCAGCCUGAGCUCAAUAUCAACGACUUGUGGAAGGUGUACAAGUAUGAUGCCAAGUGGUGUCAACUGAAACAGCGCAAAGAGAAUCUGCUGAAACUACUGGAGAACAUGAGGGAUUACCAAUUGGACAAGGUGAUGCAAAACCCCGAUGCGCCCAUUCCAGAGAACAUGAGACUGAUCAGAGACGAGGAUAUUGAGAGGUUGAAGAGUGUCCAAACACCGGAGGAACUCCGCGACGUUCACACUCACUUCCUGCUCUACUACUCCGGAGACCUUCCCGAGAUGCAGAAAGUGCAGCGGGCCAAGGAGAAGAAGAAAGAGUUAGAGGAGAAGAAGAAAUUGGCUCGCGAGGAAGCGGAGAAGAACGGUGAAGAUCCCGAGGAAGCCGCUGCGGAGGUGGAAGCUCGCGCCACCGAGGAAGAGGAGCCCACUGACGUCAAAUACGCCGUGAGAUCGGGCCGAUACGAGCUGUGUAGGAAAGCGGGCAUCGAACCUUUGGUGAAGAAGUUCGGUCUGACCCCCGAGCAGUUCGCGGAGAACGUCCGAGACAACUACCAGCGACACGAGGUGGAACAGCAGCCCGUGCCGCCCUUGGAGGCAGCCGCUGAAUAUAUGAGCAAGACCGGUUCGUGCGAGGAGGUGGUGCGGCGCGCGGUGUACAUGUGCGGCGUGCAGCUGGCGCACGAGCCGCAGCUGCGCGCGUCGCUGCGGGACGCGCUGCGCGAGCGCGCCACGCUGCGCGUGCGCCCCACGCCGCGCGGCCUCAAGGAGAUCGACGAGAACCACCCCUGCUUCAGUCUAAAAUACUUGAAGAAGAAACCUGUCCGCGACCUGACCGGCGACCAGUAUCUGAAACUGACUAUGGCGGUAGAAGACAAACUGCUGGAAAUGAGCAUCAGCGAGAACAUAGAGGGCAACACCGGCCCCAGCUACCUGGAGGAGCUCAAACAACUUUAUCAGAAGGACGAGUUCGCGUCAACUGUUCAAGCCUGGAACGAGUUGAGGGCUGAAGCGGUGACCAUAGCGCUCACCAAGUUUGUGAUGCCCGAGCUGAGGAGGGAACUCAAUGCUGUGCUGCUGCAGGAGUCUAAGGAAUAUGUACUCAAAUGCUGCCGGCGAAAACUGUACGACUGGCUGAAGGUGGCGCCUUACGAGUCACGUGUCUCCGACGACGAUGACGAGGAAUGGGACGCUUCGAAUGGUCUCCGCGUGCUGUCCAUCGCGUACGUGCCCGACCGCCAGCACUCCGCGUUCGCGUGCGUGAUAGCGGGCGGCGGCGAAGUGGCCGACCACCUGCGGCUGCCCCACCUGCUGUGCCGCCGCAACGCCUGGGACGCCGCCGAGCGGCAGAACAAGCAGGCCGACCUCACCGCGCUCAGGAGGUUUAUACUCCGCAAGAAACCGCACGUGAUCGUUAUAGGCGGCGAGUCGCGCGAGGCUCUGAACGUUAAAGCGGACGUGUCGGAGUGUGUUCAACAACUGGUAGAAGACGAGCAGUUCCCGAGAAUACCGAUUGAGAUCGCCGACAACCAUAUCAGUAAAAUAUAUAGCAACAGCAUCCGAGGCAGGAAUGACUUCAGAGAAUACCCGGACAUCCUCCGCCAGGCGAUCUGCCAGGGCCGGUUACUACAGGACCCUCUUAUGGAAAUCUCACAACUCUGCGGCCCUGACGAAGAAAUAUUAUGCUUCAGAUACCACCCGCUCCAAGACCAGAUAGCCAAAGAAGAUCUCCUUGAAGGCAUCGAGCUGGAAUUCGUCAACAGAAUCAACGAAGUCGGUGUAGACAUGAACGAAGCUAUACUAACAGGACGCGGAACAGAGUUACUGCAAUUCGUCUGCGGCUUGGGACCUCGCAAAGCUCAAGCGCUGAUAAAACUCUUCAAACAGACCAAUCAGAAACUCGAGAACCGAACGCAGCUGGUGACUGUCUGCCAUAUGGGGCCGAAAGUCUUCAUCAACUGCUCAGGGUUUAUUAAGAUCGACACGAGCAGCCUAGGAGAUAGUACAGAAGCGUACAUUGAAGUUCUAGACGGUUCCAGAGUCCACCCUGAGACAUAUGAAUGGGCGAGGAAGAUGGCCGUUGACGCGUUAGAGUAUGAAGACGAAGACGCGAAUCCGGCCGGCGCCGUCGAAGAGAUCCUUGAAGCGCCAGAGAGAUUAAAAGACUUAGAUUUGGACGCUUUCGCUGAAGAAUUAGAGCGACAAGGCUUCGGAAAUAAAUGUAUAACGCUGUACGAUAUUAGAGCUGAAUUGAACUCUAGGUAUAAAGACCUAAGGGUGCCUUAUCGCUCGCCUACUCAUGAAGAGAUGUUUGAUAUUCUAACCAAAGAAUCGCCUGAGACGUUCUACGUUGGCAAGAUGGUGCUGGCUACGGUGGUGGGGAUCACACACAGGAAGCCGCAGAAGGAGAUGCUGGACCAGGCCAAUCCUGUGAGGAAUGACGAGACCGGGCUGUGGGAGUGUCCUUUCUGUCAUAAGAAUGAUUUCCCUGAGUUGUCAGAGGUAUGGAAUCACUUCGACGCCGGCGCGUGCCCGGGGCAGGCGACCGGGGUUCGAAUCCGGCUGGACAACGGCCUGUCCGGGUACAUCCACAUCAAGAACCUCUCCGACCGACACGUCGCGGACCCCACGGAGCGCGUGCGCAUCGGCCAGACUGUUCACUGCAGGAUACUGAAGAUAGAUGUGGAAAGAUUCUCAGUAGAUUGUUCGUCGAAAUCCUCAGAUUUGCUGGAUAAAAAUAAAGAGUGGAGGCCACCAAAAGACCCGUACUACGACCAAGAAUCCGAGGAUAAGGACGUUCGGAAAGACGUCGAGGCCAAACAGACUAAGGAACGGAUGCAAUACGUGAAGCGGGUUAUAGUUCAUCCCGCCUUCCACAAUAUAUCGUUUGCGGAGGCCGAGAAGUUGAUGGAGAACAUGGUGCAAGGAGAAGUUAUUGUCCGGCCGAGCAGUAAGGGUUCUGAUCACCUGACCGUGACGUGGAAGGUGGCCGACGGAAUCUGCCAACACAUUGACGUUCGGGAAGAGGGGAAAGAGAAUGCUUUCUCGUUAGGUCGAAGUCUCUGGAUACAGGGUUCGGAGUUCGAAGACUUGGAUGAAAUCAUCGCUCGUCACGUGACCCCGAUGGCGGGACACGCCCGGGACCUGAUCGCAUAUAAAUAUUACAAACCUUUAGGCGGCAUGCGAGACAAGGCGGAGGAGUGGCUCAAGGAGGAGAAGGCGAAGAACCCUAACAAAAUUCACUACGUCAUAUCCGCAGCGAAAAACCACCCCGGCAGGUUCCUGCUAUCGUACUUGCCUCGCAGUCGGUGCACCCACGAGUACGUCACAGUGAUGCCGGACGGGUACAAAUUCAGGCAGAGGAUGUUCGACUCGCUCGGCGGGCUGCUCAAGUGGUUCAAGGAGCACUUCCGAGAUCCGCCGCCCAGCGGCACGCCGGCGCAGAGGACGCCGGCCGCGCGCACGCCGCACGGGCUGUCGGCGCUGUACCACACGCCGGCCGCGCACACGCCCGCCUUCCACACGCCCGCGCACACGCCCGCGCCCAACUACGUCAACACGCCCUACACGCCGUCCGCGCAGACGCCCUACAUGACGCCGUUCGCCAGCACGCCGCGCGCGCCCGACUUCCUGCCGCCGCGCCCCGCCGCGCGCGCCGCGCCCUACGCGGACCCCUCCGACUGGCAGAAGGCGGCCGAGGACUGGGUGCGGCACCGCUCCGUGCGCGACACGCCCUCCUCGGACAUCUCCACCCCGCGGCACGCCGGCCGCACGCCCAGGGCCGACUCCAGGGCGACGCCGCGCCACGACUCGCGCUCGACGCCGCGCCACGAGCCGCGCUCCACGCCGCACCCCCCGCACCCCCCGCACACGCCGCGCACGCCGCACAGCUCGGGGCGGGCGUCCCGGGCGCACUCGGUGCGCUCCACCCCGCACACCAACACGUCCCCGCGGUCCAUGUCCCUCGGAGACGCGACGCCGCUCUACGACGAGAACUGAACGUUUGAAAAACACGCGGUUAAAAAGUUCUCAUAGCAAUAAGUACUUCAAAUCUAAUUUGUAUCUACCCGAUAUAUUUGUUGUGCCUAUACGUGACUAUGCCAAUUAUGAAUUAUUUAUUGAAUUAUAUAAACAGCUUAUGCUUUUUCGCAAAUGAAUUGUGAAUCGAUUGGCUGGAUAAUGCCAUAAGUGAAGUUCCAAUUGACAUCAGAAUAAAAUUUUCGCUACUCUUUUGUUCUUCUACUUUAACAUUUCUCAUUCAUUUUAAAUUUGUAUACAUAUCUAUUAAGUGUGUUUCUUGUAAAAAAAAUAUUCGCUUCUGUGAAAAUUAUGAAAUGUACAUAAGGUACUUUAUUUUAUUAUAUCUACCAUUGACGUAGGAAGAUUUCUAUAUCCAUGUACGCUAUGAGUUUGCUCGCUAUAUUCGCUAGCGAUAGCAAUUUAUUUGUAAGUACCUGUUAUAAGAAAUGCUAAAGAUGAGUAACUUAUAACUAAUUUUAAACUUUCGCGUUGAAUUGUACUAUUUAUAAAUACUAUAAAUAUUGAAACGCGCACGUAAUGGACCUUUAUUUUAUCUUGGACUUUUCGAAUUAUGUUAAGGUGCAUACGAAUAGUAUAAUAACUUACGCAUAAUACAUCUUUCGAUCGUCAUUGCCUGUUCGGAAACAUAUAAAAUGCGCAAAAAAGCACAUUCGCUGCUAGUAUUAACUUUGUGAUAAAGAUUUAAAGAUGCACAAAUGUAGAUUUUUAAACAGCAUACAUCCAUCCCUCUGAUGUAUGGUUGGUGAUUAAUUAAUAUGUACUGAAGUAUAUAUUAAAAUAUAAGUAGUAUUUAUAAAUAGUAUGAGUAACUUAUGUUUUUAAUUUUUGUUUCCUAUAUAAAAUUUGCUAGUCGCUGGCGUAUGUAAAAGACUUGAUAUUGAGGUCCCGGUUGUACCGAAACUGGCAACAAGCCUUAGGAAUGGUUAGUGAGGUCGGUUUUAUAGUUUGUUCACAACUGUUCUGUAAUGAAAAUAAAUAAUUAUGAUAAGCCGA
This is a messenger RNA of Amyelois transitella, 6292 nucleotides long. RefSeq names its product transcription elongation factor SPT6 (gene Spt6). The record is from RefSeq and is a predicted model, not a curated record. Bases 125 to 5257 code for a protein of 1710 amino acids. Gene Ontology annotation, cellular component: transcription elongation factor complex. Gene Ontology annotation, molecular function: nucleosome binding; DNA binding; histone binding. Gene Ontology annotation, biological process: transcription elongation-coupled chromatin remodeling; nucleosome organization; transcription elongation by RNA polymerase II. Lineage: Eukaryota; Metazoa; Arthropoda; Insecta; Lepidoptera; Pyralidae. The transcript has 24 exons.